GGUGCAGGGCCUCCUGGUCCUUGCUGCUCUGCUAAUUUUCUCCACGGCUCCCAUACAAACUAAAGUGGUGAAUUCAACAGCAGAAUGUGCAGAAUUCUUUCUUCAGCGAACUCCACCCCGUAUCCCAGGAAUCUUGGUGCAAGGGGGAAUCCUGGACCAAAACAGAUACAAACCCAUUUGCCAGACAUAUAAUAACUUCAGAACAUUUGUGACAAUUUUCGACAUCAGGAACAAAAUCCCAGUUUUUUCUGCUGCCAAAUAUAAGGGGCACGGUGGCGGGAGACCUAUAGAUCCAACUUGGAACUUUGAACCACAGCUUGAGGACAACUAUGGGAAUUUGGAAUCAGAUGAGGAAAGCUGCAGCAGCUUCAGAAACCAGGCAAUGAUGCAUGACUAUACAAACAGCCAAAGAUUUGUUAAAGGGCAUUUAUUACCAAGCUCUUAUAGACUUACUGAAGAAGAAGAAAAAUCUACAUUCACGCUGACCAACAUUGUUCCACAAGAAGCCACAUUCAACAAGGGAAGCUGGAAAAGGAUGGAGAGCUGUGUCAGAUGUGUUCUGGAUAAAUACUGUAUCAACAAUAACAAUAAGAAAGAGGCUUUUGUAGUGACUGGAGCACAGCCGAGUGAUGGAGGGCUCCUCAACAAGAAGAUUAAUAUUCCUUCCAUGCUCUGGUCAGCUUUCUGCUGCUACAGCAGUAGUCAGAAUAGAUGGCUCGCAGGUGCUCAUUGGGGUAAGAACGUUCCAGAGAUAAAUAAGGAGUAUCUGCAGACCAAGACCUUGGCAGAGCUUUUUAGUAAACUGGGUGUUCAGUUUAAUGUGUUUCCUGGAGCACGUUGUCCUCUCGGAACAACUGUCUCUGAGUUUUACCCACGUCUUAAAAAGGAUUGCGAAUGCCCUCCACCUGAUCUAAGUACAACUGCUCCUCCUACAACUGCUUCUACAGAACUUACUAUGACAUCUGGCCCUCACAGUACAACAUCUGGUCUUUCUACCACCAAAUCUUCUCAUAGUGCAACAUCUAGUCCUUUUAGUACCUCAACAGGUAUCUUAACUACCACACCUGAUAGUCCUUCAGUGUCUACUGCUUAUCACAUCAUUUCCUCUCAGAGCCUGCCUCCCCCCUUAACUAUUUCUCCCACCAAAAUCCCCCCUACCCCCACCUUGUGUGAUCCUCUUGUGUAUUUCUUUCACUAUUACCAGAGCAUCCUUACCUACUACCAAUGGUUACACCAAUACCAAGGUAGAACCUAUCACACUAUAAAAUAUCCUUUGGAUCAAAUUAAAAACUAUAUGGAAACUCAUUGCCCCCCCAAAAAAUAGUUUUUGUUAAUUUGAGUGUAAUGAACUA
Messenger RNA from Melanotaenia boesemani (Boeseman's rainbowfish), 1352 nucleotides. RefSeq lists its product as uncharacterized. Lineage: Eukaryota; Metazoa; Chordata; Actinopteri; Atheriniformes; Melanotaeniidae. Gene Ontology annotation, molecular function: nucleic acid binding; metal ion binding; hydrolase activity. The record is from RefSeq and is a predicted model, not a curated record. Bases 383 to 1324 code for a protein of 313 amino acids. The transcript has 3 exons.